Messenger RNA from Ictalurus furcatus (blue catfish), 3129 nucleotides. RefSeq names its product leiomodin 3 (fetal) (gene lmod3). The transcript has 4 exons. NCBI's taxonomy places the organism in Eukaryota, Metazoa, Chordata, Actinopteri, Siluriformes, Ictaluridae. Bases 213 to 2243 code for a protein of 676 amino acids. Gene Ontology annotation, cellular component: myofibril; striated muscle thin filament. The record is from RefSeq and is a predicted model, not a curated record. Gene Ontology annotation, molecular function: tropomyosin binding. Gene Ontology annotation, biological process: myofibril assembly; muscle contraction; pointed-end actin filament capping.
CUCAGCUGACUCAAGUGGCUGAAAAAAGAAUAUGUUGGUGUAUUAUAAAUACCCACCCCUCUUUGAAACAGCGAUAUAUUUAGACUCUGAUAAGGCACUGAGGGAUUCUCGCACCCAGCUGAAGUUCAGGCUGACAUUCUCUUCACAGCAGCUUGUGAUUCUGCCUUUGGUUGAGCUUGUGGUUUCUUAACUGAAGCCACUCCAGUGUGAAUAUGUCCAAGUACUGUGACCAGGAACCCUACAUGGAGGAAAUUGAUGAAGACAAAAUUCUUGAAGGUCUUUCAGCUGAAGAGCUCCAGCAGCUCCAGAACGAGAUGGAUGAUAUUGCCCCUGAUAAAACAAUACCAGUGGGAAUGAGACAGAAUAACGCAUCUAUUGAAGCAACGACUGAAGGGGACAAAGAAUGGGAAUCUGAGGAUCAGGAAAACAUUGAUGAAGAUGUGAUUUUGGCAGGUCUCACUGCUGAAGAGCUCAAACAGCUCCAGAAUGAAAUGGAGGUAAUUGCUCCUGAUGAGAGAGUGCCAGUAGGGAUGCGACAGAAGGACCAAACUGAUAAACCCCCAACAGGUUCAUUUGACCAUAGAUCACUAGUGGACUACCUGUACUGGGAGAGAGAAUCUAAACGUUUGCUGGAAGAAGAAAGAAUACCUACCACCCUGCUCCCCAGUCAGAAAAAAAGGGCAGAAGAGCUGAAGAAUAUAGUGAAAGAAGAUAAUAAAAAUAUUGUGUAUGAGGAAAUUGGAAAAGAUGCUGAGAUAGGGGACUGUAAAGAGGUGAUUGAGGAAGUGAUCGAAGAGGUAAAAGACAAAGUUGUCGAUGUAGAAGUUGGUGAGAAUGAUCAAAAGAAACAGCCAAUUAAAACAGAAACUCAAGAGAGUAGCAUCAUUAUGUUUGCCAACUCUCAGCCAGCUCCAAAUUUCUCUGACUCACAAAAAGAGAGAGAAACUCAAAGAGCUGAAUUGAAUGAGGACGAAUCAAAAGUGGCUAAAAUGAAGCAAACAGAUCAGAUUCAAUGUAAACCUGUUCCCUCAGCCUAUGAGAACUGGGUUCCUAAGAAAGAAGAGAGAGUCAUAUCCAAAUUGAAGAUCCCAAAGCUUGCACAUGGUGAUGGUUUGAUUAAAAAAACUGCAAGGCCAUCUGGGAAUGAUACCAAUCUGGAAAGCACUCUGGACAAAAUCCGCAAUCAUAACUCCUAUAUCACUGAGAUCAACCUAAACAAUAUUGAGAACAUUCCUAAAGAAAUGCUCUUAGACUACAUUGAGGCCCUGAAGAAGAACAAGCAUGUGAAGAUCUUCAGCAUUGCAAACACAGGUGCAGAUGAAAAUGUGGCUUUUUCAUUGGCCAACAUGCUGCGAGAGAACAGGAGCAUCACCACACUGAACAUUGAAUCCAACUUCAUUACUGGAAAAGGUAUCAUUGCGAUCAUGCGCUGUCUACAGUUCAAUGAGACUUUGACAGAACUCCGGUUCCACAAUCAGAGGCACAUGCUGGGCCAUCAUGCAGAGAUGGAAGUGGCACGUCUCCUGAAAGCCAACAACACCCUGCUUAAGGUUGGCUACCAUUUUGAGCUUCCUGGGCCCAGGAUGGUGGUGACUAACUUGCUCACUAGGAACCUUGACCGGCAGCGACAACAAAGGAAGGAAGAGCAGAGGCUUCAGCAGAUAAAAGAGCAACGUCAGAUCAUGGAGGUGUAUGAGAGCCACCUGAACUUCCCACCUGGUCUGCUGGAGAUGUUAGGAGAAUAUAUUCCUGGAAUGGAACUUAUCUGUGCUGCUCAGGGUCCUCAGCUUCUUUCACAAAGCCCUCCAGAACCCUCUAUGGAAUCAACACCAUGUCACAAGCUACAAAAGACACACCACCCUACUCGACAACAUCCACGCAGUUCAGACUCAGACUCUCGCAAUAUGUUAAAAGAUGUGAAGCUUAAGAAGACUCCAAAACGUCGUGACCCACUCCUGGAUUUAACUAAAAAAGAAGAGAAAAGAGAUGGAAGGGCUAAUAUUCAGUUACGGAGCACUUUCAAGCAGACAAACACAGCAAGUGAAGGCUCUCUGGAUGACAGGGCCAACCUGAAAGAUGUGAUAAAGGCACUGAAACCAGUUCCUCGAAGAAGGCAGCCACCAAAAGAGGAACUAACACCACGUGACUUACUCCUCAAUGAAAUUAGACAGAGCAAUGUGGCUUAUCUAAAAGCGGUGCCUCUUCCCAAAGUUCUGGAAUCCAGGGAAACCAGUCUCUUAUGAUGACAACAUGCUUUUUGACAGACUGCUCACCUGUACCUGUAGCCAAUGUGGGCCUAAUCAGAUACUGCUGUACGAGCCAUACGCUGCCAUCAUUUUUCAUUUAAUGCUGUUUUGAUCAGAGUGUGGCUUCUCUAUGAGCCGGUAGUUAAUUUUAUGAUAGCUGCAUGAAAUCCACUGGUAUAUAUACAUACAGUCAGGUCCAUAAGUAUGUGGACAGUGACACAAUUUUGUAAUUUUGCCUCUGUACACUACCACAAUGGAUUUGAAAUGAAGCUAUCAAGAGGCGAUUGAAGUGUAGACUUUCAGCUUUAAUUAAAAAGGUUUCAUUAACUCUUUAGGAAAUACAGUAAUUUUUUUGAAGACUUCUUCCAUUUUCAAUUUUCAUAGGAUCAAAAGUAAUUACACAAUUGACUGAUAAGCAGUUUCAUGGGCAGGUGUGAACCUGGGAACAAAGUAUUUCCAUUUUUGUUUACCCAAAUAUUUAUGAAUCUCAUGCUGUAUUUAGAAUCAGGCACAGAAGAAAACAGAUUUCAAAUAUACCUCAGUAGAUUUAAAAAUUGGUCUAGGGCUCCCAAUAUUUUUUUUACGCUUUGCCUUUGCACUGUGGCAAAUUUAUAUUUAUAGUCACAUGAAGGAAGAUAACAUUUUAAUAUACACAAAUGUUUCCACUUUGCUGUUUUAUCUAUGUAACAUCUAGUUAGGCAGAACUGCUACCUUCUUCUGGGCCAAAUUCUUGUGACACUCCUCAUUUGUUCAACAGAUUCAAUCAAAGACAAUAUAUAUAGUUGCAAGCAGUGAUUGAUGGGCCCAAGCACCAAGGGCACAGCAUUGUCUAUUACAACAGCCAGUAUUAGCAUGUGGAUGUUAUUAUGCCAGAACACUGAAC